ACAACUUUGGUUCUUGAGCACAGAAUUACUUGGAUUUUUUUUCAUUUGUAUAAUUAUCACUCAUCUGAAAACCUUUACAAUUGGCAGUUUCUUGAUUUCAUGAACAGUGUGAUUCAUCAUGAAGCUGGAGGUGCCAAACAGCUUUGAAGAUGUUGCUGUUGAGUUUUCAAGUGAGGAAUGGAAGAUGCUGAGUGAACAUGACAAAGAUCUACACAGGGAGGUGAUGGUAUGCAACUAUGAGAACAUGAUUUCUUUAGGUUAUGACAUUCCUUUGUAUAAACUUUUGUUGCUUAUUGAGAAAGAUGACACAAUUCAAUCUGCUGAGACUGAAGGAACAGCAACAUUACAACCAAGGCAACUUCCUGGUAACAGGACCAUCAUGACCAGGAAUGGAGAAUUCGGAGUCUUCCAGAAUCUGCAGUCAUCCUAUGGAAAACUCAGGGAUGGAGAAUGUGACGGAGCUCUGCCUGAUGAGAUGCUUAUCACAAGGCAAUUUCCAGUGAAGACGGAAACUAGAGAUGAUAACUGUAGGCAAAGUAAUGAGGACUUUGACAUGAAAACUGAAUUAGAAAAGCAUCUGCAAGCUGAAGCAGAGGAAACGCCAUGCAGCUGGCUUAACCAUGGAAACAGUGUAACAUUUUAUAGUAACAGUGUAACUGAUCCUCUAAGUGACAGUGGGGAAAACAAAAAGAAUACCCCCCCAACGCAUAAACAAGCACUCAUUAGGCAGGCUUUGCAUGAAGGUGUUAUGAAUGCCAAAGGUUUUACAGAUGGGAAAAACUUAGCACUGCAGAAGAUCAUUCGUACUGGUCAGAAUAACUUUACCACAUGUGACAAAAGUUUUACACAGAAUAAUGACAUGCCAGCACUUCAGAAUGUCCACAUUUGGCAAAAGGAUCAUCAGAAUAUCCACACUAGCCUAACACCCUGUAAAUGUACCACAUGUGACAAGAGUUUUGCAUACAAAGGCAAUAUGUUGAAUCAUCAGAUACACUGUGGGCAGCAGCCAUAUAAAUGUUCCGUGUGUGACAAGAGUUUUGUACAUAAGACUCACAUGGUUAGACAUCAGUAUAUCCAUAGUGAGCAAAAACCAUAUAAAUGUACCAUAUGUGACAGGAGUUUCGUACAGAAGGGUCUACUGGUACUUCAUCAGAAGGUGCAUGCAGGGCAGAAACCAUACAAAUGUACCACAUGUGACAAGAGUUUUGCACUAAAGGGAAAUCUUGUCCAACAUCAGAGGAUCCACACGAGCAUGGAAAUCUAUAAAUGCACCAUGUGUGAUAAGAGUUUUGUAUACAAAAGCAAUUUGGUGACUCAUCAGGGGCUCCACACUGGGCAGAAGCCAUAUAAAUGUUCCAUGUGUGACAAGAGUUUUAUAAGGAAGAACCAACUGGCACUUCAUCAGAAGAUGCAUACAGAGCAGAACCCAUACAAAUGUGCCACGUGUGACAGGAGUUUUGUGUACAAAGGCAGCAUGUUGAAUCAUCAGAUACACUGCGGGCUGAAGACAUAUAAGUGCACCGUGUGUGACAAGAGUUUUGUAAACAAAAGCAGUUUGGUGACUCAUCAGAGGCUCCACACUGAGCAGAAGCCGUAUAAAUGUUCCAUGUGUGACAAGAGUUUUGUACAUAAGAGUCACAUGGAGAGGCAUCAGUAUAUCCAUAGCGCUCAGAAACCAUAUAAAUGUACCAUGUGUGACAAGAGUUUUGCAUACAAAAGCAGUGUGGUGAUUCAUCAGAGGCUCCAUAGUGGACAGAAGCCAUAUAAAUGCACCAUGUGUGACAAGAGUUUUGUAUGGAAGAACUGUCUGAUGAUACAUCACUAUACCCACAGUGGGCAGAAGCCAUAUAAGUGCACCAUGUGUGACAAGAGUUUUGUGAUGAAGAGUCGACUGGUACUUCAUCAAAAGAUGCACUCUGGGCAGGGACCAUAUAAAUGUACCUUGUGUGACAAGAAUUUUUUAACAAAGAAUUGCUUGAUGAUACAUCACUAUACCCAUAGUGGGAAAAAGCCAUAUAAAUGCACCAUGUGUGACAAGAGUUUUGUGAUGAAGAGUCAGCUGGUACUUCAUCAAACAAUACAUUCUGGGCAGAAACCAUAUAAAUGUACCAUUUGUGACAAGAGUUUUGUAUACAAAAACAGUAUGGUGCUUCAUCAGAAGCUCCACAGUGGGCAGAAGCCAUAUAAAUGCACUAUGUGUGACAAGAGUUUUGUAACAAAAACUCGGUUAAUGAUACAUCAGUAUUCUCAUAGUGGGGAGAAACCAUAUAAAUGCACCAUGUGUGACAAGAGUUUUGUAAGGAAGUUUUGCUUGAUUAAUCAUCGCUAUACCCACAGUGGGCAGAAGCCAUAUAAAUGCACCAUGUGUGACAAGAGUUUUGUGCAGAAGAGUAGACUGAUAUGCCAUCAGACCAUGCACACUGGGCAUAAACCAUAUAAAUGCACCAUGUGUGACAAGAGUUUUGUAACAAAGAGUCGACUGUUAUGCCAUCAGAGCAUGCAUACUAAGCAGAAACCAUAUAAAUGCAGCCUGUGUCACAAGACUUUUGGUUACAGAAGCAGCUUGGUGACUCAUCGAAGGGUGCACGCUGGGCAGAAGCAGUAUAAAUGCACCGUGUGUGAUAGGAAUUUUGUUCAGAAGAGUCUACUGGUUCUUCAUCAGAAGAUGCAUACUGACUCUGAAUGGAGACAAGAUAAAUCAGCAAGAAACGGAGAGUAGUAUUGUUGGAACUGAAUUCAUCCUCAAGUCUUGGUGAGUACCUUCAAGAGGUGGACCCUAUUUUUCA
Messenger RNA from Protopterus annectens (West African lungfish), 2786 nucleotides. Its product is annotated as zinc finger protein 271-like. Lineage: Eukaryota; Metazoa; Chordata; Ceratodontiformes; Protopteridae. Gene Ontology annotation, molecular function: RNA polymerase II cis-regulatory region sequence-specific DNA binding; DNA-binding transcription factor activity. The coding region runs from base 119 to 2719 and encodes 866 amino acids. Gene Ontology annotation, biological process: regulation of transcription by RNA polymerase II. The record is from RefSeq and is a predicted model, not a curated record. The transcript has 4 exons.